Vitrella brassicaformis is the source of this 5012-nucleotide messenger RNA. The record is from the annotation of a GenBank genome assembly. Lineage: Eukaryota; Vitrellaceae.
GGCUGUUUUAUGCUAGUCGAAUUGAGACCCAUCAAUUGCAUGUCUGCAAAAGGGUCGUUCACGCACACACCCACACACUUGCAAAGCCACGCCACGAGCACCAUGAGAAUUACUCUCAGACCAGCACUUCUCAUGCAGAGCACUGAGUGGCGGGCAGAUUGCCCUCAUGGCCAAGCCAAGCAACCGACACACACGCACACACCACACCCAUCCAAUGAAUGACACACAUGCACCCACCCAGUCACAAAUACACAUCAACAACCGAACGGAGGACAGCCUCCUCUCUCCCCCUCGCCAUGCCGCCGGCAAAAUCUCGUGCAGCUGAGAGGACACACACGCCUCACACACGCCUAGCGUGCCUCGACAGGCAGACAGACCGACAGACCGACAGACCGACAGACCGACAGACCGACAGGCAUUCAUUCAUUCAUUCAGACGAAACUGACAAAAAGACACACUAACGAAUGAAUGACCUAUCUAUCUAUCCUAUCUCUCUCUCUUCCGGCCCGGCCCGCCCCACCACCACAGCAAUACGAUGACUGACUGAGCACACAGACACUUUAGCGGCCACUAGGACGGACACCUUCAUUCAGGUAAGAAAGUCGUCACGGGCAUUGUCUGUGGCGUUAGCCGACUGGAUGACGACCGUCUCUCGCGCAGCGUCGUGACACUUGAUAUCGAGGCUGGUCUCAAAGCCCGUUUGGCAGAUGUUACUGACCAGAACUACGUACAGCCCCGGCUCAGGCACCAUGACAGCUCCGUCAUGGACCCCGAAGUCGGCGUUCUUCCAGCUCUCCCCGCGCCAGACGGACGGCUCACGGUACAUGCCCGUCUCGCAGCCGCGAAAGACGAACACUCCCGUGUUGGCGGCGGUGGACUGGCUGUUGUGGGUGACCGAGAGGAACGUUGGCUUGUCAAACUCAGCGAAUAGCAUCCGUUGGGACAUCGAGACGCCGAGAGAGCAGGAGAGGUGGAAGGCCGACUGGAGACCCUGCACGAAAUCAGCCUGGAAGGCGAUGUGCCUGCCGCAGAUGGCCUGGGGGCCUUCCGGGAUCAGAUUGGUGACAUGCGCCUCGUUCAGGAGGCUUGCUGCACACCCAGCUGCACACACACGGACAGACAGAGACAAAAGGAGUAGACCCAGAUGAGAUGCUUUCUUGCCGCCAUCCAUCCAGGCAGGCAGGCAGGCAGGCAGGAAAGCCGGGAGAGGAGACUGUUCCUUUGCUUACGUAUGGGCAGGUCACGGGUGCCCGGCUCCAGUCCGAUGAACGGGACGGACUCGGCCCCCACACGACUUGUGGUGGGCGGCAGCUGCACAGCCGGCCGCUGUUGAAGUUCAGGCACUGCACACAACACAAAUCACACACACCAGAGGAGAGGUGGGUGUAUACUAUACGGAGCCGAGCUGUCAUCUCUGCGUGGCUCACUUACCGGUGAAACUGCAUGUGCGUGUGACGGUGCUGCCCUGAAUGGUCAGGGCAUCCUUCGGCAGCGGUGGGUAGAUCAUGGCCACCAGCUUAUCGCCCGCCCUGACCUCUCCCCUGGAGUCAUCGUAACUCAAUUGUGAUGAGCCUCGGCUGUCGACCUUGAUCACAUCAGCACGGCACUUCUCGUCCUUGGUCACACCGAAGUUAAGGAUCAUAUCGGUGGUGGAAGGGGUGCCCUCGCCCGAGCUGGUGACGGUCACCUCCACUCCCCUGCCGUCACUCCCGGCGUCGAUCCUGAGCAGGAUGGUGUCUCGCGAACCAUCGUCUCCGUCGCUUGAUGCCCCGGUGACCUCCACUUUGGCUUUGGAUGGCACUUUGCCGUCAAUGACGAGGUAGUCGCUGCCCCGGCCACCCACCGCUUUGACGAGGUCGAGGUCGUCGGCGUCUUCGCUGAUAGUCACGGAGAUGCAGUCGUUGCCAUCCUCGCCAUCAGCUGUCAGGCUGCCUUUCCCAUCCUCCACAGACAGAACCAGCGCGUUGUCGGCCGACGUGCCUUUGCAAUGCCCGUCAGUGGCGCUGCAGGCCACUUCAGCUGCAGGGGCCUUGGUCAGACAGGUUGGCAUGUUGUCUGACAGACAAACAGACACGCGGGGCAGACAAACAAACGAUGAGACAGACGUGCACACACUUUCUCAUUUAAGUGACUGACGUACCGAGCGACGUGACGGCAGCGUAUGCGUCCAUGAGGCCGUGUCCCGUCUGAUAGUCGUGGCCUUCAUCGAAGUCUCCUGGGCCCUGCUGGCUCAGGUCGAUGUAGUCGUCCAGAUCAAGCGCGGUCUCGAACAGGAUGUCUCGGAUUUCUUUGGGCGUCAUGCCUGGCUUCCAUUCAUUCAGGAGGGCUAUGACGGCGGCCACGUGCGGGGCGGCGGCAGAUGUACCGAAGAAGUUAGGGGCCACUGAUUGCAUUCCGACAAUGCAAUGCAGACAGACGUUGUGGAACGGUAAGGGCUUGGUGGGGCCGCUCUCUGCCUUACCUUUGUUGUCCACCGGUGUGCCAAAGAAUGUGGUGUGGGUCCCGUCAGCAGCGGUGAUGUCUGGUUUGGCGCGUAUGUCCCCGCCCGCCGGCUUCUUGUUGCCUUGUGUGUCGUAGAAUAUGGGUGUGGGCCCGUGCGAUGUCGUUGGCUCCGCAGUGGGAUACUGUGAACCGUAUCGCGGUGUAUCGGCAUACUGCAUGGGAAACACAACACAAGACCGCCAGGGAAGCCUACGAUCGGUCCGCUGUUUCUUUGGCUUACGUAGAUGGCCGCUGCAGCGAGGGUAUCCUUCAUGUUGGGAUGGCCCCAGAGGGUGGGUGCGCCGGUGAAGUGUGUGAGUGGGAAGCCCCACGAGUUGGACCAGAUCAAGUAGCGCAUCAUCUCGGGGUCAGGCCCCUCCCACUUGACGAUCUUGAGCUUGAACACUGUAUCGGCACCCGGCACGCCAUCCACGUCGAUCCCGCCUCGAUUCUCAAAGGCAAACAUUUCGUACGCGUCUUUGCCGACGUUCUGGUCGAGCCCGCCUGUCGCCAUUUUGGUGUUGAGGAGGUUGUCGGCCAUGUCGUACAUCAAGAUGUCCAGGUCUGAGCGUGAGCCAACUCCUGGAGCAUCUGACGCCGAGGCCCAUGGCUCCGACCUGAUACCAGAGAGAGUGGCCAGAUUAGCAUCGCACCAUACACUUGAUGUCGUGGAAUGUCUCCUUCCCACUGACCACUGCAAGAUGAUCUGGAAGUCGUUUCCCACCGGCACCGAUAUGAGCUGCACACAACGUCCAACGAUAUACGGUGCAGAGGGGAUGGAGCGGUGAUUGGGUUGCGUGGAUACCUACCUGGUAGUCAGCAACCCUCUCGUCAGACGGGUCGAAAUCGUGUGUGACGAGCGAGUUGGUUCGGCCUCCGAAAUCCACGACAGUGGGCUUGCCCGAGUCCCUGAAGGGGGCCUGGUAGGCGUUGAUCCCAUCACUAUACACAGACACAACAAACACACGAGGGAGGGCGAGGCGAGGCAAGGUGAGGCAGCAGGAGGGAGGGAUGAGACGGACGGACGGAGGGCUGCCCUGCCCUGCCCUAGCUACAGUGCGGUGCGGUGCGGUGCGCUGACUUACUUGCCAGCCGCUGAGAUGUACGGUGUGCCCUCCUCGGCAGCUUUCUGGGCUGCCCGACCCACGAUGCCAUCCUGCGCACACCACACCAGCAACACACUCCGUGUCCGUGUGUGUUGCUUUGCUUUGCUGGCACGUACCUGGAAGAAGGGCUCGCUGCCGUAGCCAAUCUAAUCAAGGCACGCAGAAUCAAUCAAUGCCACACCGUGUCACGGGUGGGUCGUCUGUUCAGCCACUCCCCACUCUCUUUGUGUCUGUCUUACGUCAUCCACGACGAUGUCGCACUCUUUGGCUAGACGGAGGAUGUUGUUUGCAAAGGAGGCUGCUCCCUUGAAUGCAGUGGCGAAGGAUAGGUCCGCACCGGGAGCCAGGUCGUAUACCAGCUGAGCCAUCGCUGAAUGAAUGAAUGAAUGAUCACAUACAGACAGACAGAAACAGACAAAAGUCCCCCCCUCCGCCUCCGUCUGCCCUGACGCCCUGCCCACGCACCUCUGCCCUCGUCGAUGCUCUCUGCACACACGCAAACACACACACACACAGACACACACACACACACACAGAGACAGAGAGAGAGAGAGAGCAAUGGGUCGAGUCGACACGUUUGGUCCCUCCCUCCCUCCCUUCCUUGGCGUGGCGUAUGUUUUGUAUUUGCGUGCGUCCGUACCUUGGCCAUUGAAGUCAUCGAGGAUAUGGACACCGUCCCUGGGCAAGUCGCCGGUGCUGAUGUCGCUGGCCGCAGAGCCAGGAGCGCUCCUCGAUGUGUCGAACGAGUCCGAGAUGAUCCCUAUCCUCUGCCUCCGACCCGUCACUCCCAGCGUUGUCCUCACCACAUCCACAUGGUGCGCCGCAUCGGCUUGGCUGGUCGUCUGGCCGGUCGCCACAUCAUGGCUGCCAAGUAAGUCAAAUGCCCCCCGGUGGACGAUAAAGCUCCGAGAUGCAUAGUGGAGCCUCGGCAGCGACGGCAGCUUGUCGAUGGCCGACACGGGCAGCCGCCCAGACACCACCUUGUGGAACGCCUCACCGUCUUCCAUGCCCACCUGCUGCAGCUCCUCCAGCAGCCGAGGGGCGUCGUCCAGGCUCGUGGCAGCAACAUCGACCGUCACCAGGUCAGUUGCGCGGAUGGUGGUGAAGCUGCUCACGGCCUCGAGCGGCGCCUGCUGCUCUCCGCCCACCUCAUCGCGGCGGCUGCGAGCAGUUGGCUGUUGCCUCUGCCGGCGGGGUCGCUGGACAGUGGCUGGUGCGCGUACGCCCUCGCCUUCAGGCUGUAUGCCGAUGAGUGACGAGAGCGUCCAGCUGAUCUUGGCAUCCACUGCAGCCUCCUCUGCACUCACGGUUUCGCCCCUGUACUUGGCCACAGACCUGCCGUCCGCCGGGUGCAGACAUAGCAGGGCAACCGAGAGGGCCAAGAUGGCAGCUGCUCGCCGCAUCCUGCCAAUUACCAUUUUUCCC